AUGGAAGAACAGCAGCCGGAGCCUAAAAGUCAGCGCGACUCGGGCCUCGGCGCGGUGGCGGCAGCGGCGGCGGUAGUGGCGGUGGCGGCCCCGGGCGGCCUCAGCCUGAAUCUUAGCCCAGGAGCCAGCGGCAGCAGCGGCAGCGAUGGAGACAGCGUGCCGGUGUCCCCGCAGCCCGCGCCCCCGUCGCCGCCGGCGGCGCCCUGCCUGCCGCCCCUAGCCCAUCACCCGCACCUCCCCCCGCACCCCCCGCCCCGCCCCCCGCCCCCGCCGCCGCCGCCACCGCCGCCUCCACCGCAGCAUCUCGCGGCGCCUCCUCACCAGCCACAGCCCGCGGCCCAGCUGCACCGCACCACCAACUUUUUCAUCGAUAACAUCCUAAGGCCCGAUUUCGGUUGCAAAAAGGAACAGCCCCUGCCUCAGCUCCUGGUGGCGGCAGCUGCAGCCGGAGGAGGUUCCGGAGGAGGAGGAAGCCGCGUGGAGCGUGACCGAGGCCAGACUGGUGCAGGUAGAGACCCUGUCCACUCGCUGGGCACGCGAGCUUCGGGCGCUGCCUCGCUCUUAUGCGCCCCAGAUGCGAACUGUGGCCCGCCCGACGGCUCCCAGCCCGCGACCGCCGUCAGCGCGGGAGCAUCCAAAACCGGUAACCCGGCUGCUGCUGCGGCGGCGGCGGCGGCGGCUGCAGCGGCGGUGGCGGCGGCGGCGGCAGCAGCUUCGAAGCCUUCGGACAGCAGCGGCGGCAGUGGAGGCAGCGUAGGGAGUCCCGGGGCGCAGGGCGCCAAGUUCCCGGAACACAACCCGGCGAUCCUACUCAUGGGCUCCGCUAACGGUGGGCCGGUGGUCAAGACUGACUCGCAACAGCCCCUAGUUUGGCCCGCCUGGGUCUACUGCACACGCUACUCGGACCGUCCGUCUUCUGGUCCACGCACCAGGAAGCUAAAGAAGAAAAAGAACGAGAAGGAAGACAAGCGGCCUCGGACGGCGUUCACGGCCGAGCAGCUGCAGAGACUCAAGGCGGAGUUCCAGGCAAACCGCUACAUCACGGAGCAGCGGCGACAGACCUUGGCCCAGGAGCUCAGCCUGAACGAGUCCCAGAUCAAGAUCUGGUUCCAAAACAAGCGUGCUAAGAUCAAGAAAGCCACGGGUAUCAAGAAUGGCCUGGCGCUGCACCUUAUGGCCCAAGGACUGUACAACCAUUCUACCACCACGGUCCAGGACAAAGACGAAAGCGAGUAGUUGUGGCCAGCCCGGGGCCCGCGGUCCAACCGCGCCCGUGCCACCUCCUGGCUCCGCGGGGCUGCCGCUUCACCAGCCCCACGCCGCCAGGCAGAGACGAUCGCUAAGAAGGGAAACAUCAACCAUUAACCGGAAAGAAAGAGAAAGCAAGCGAGAGAAAGCAAUCCUCCGAGUGGACAUUCACAUUGGAAUGGAACGGAUUUUGAAACGGGAGAAAAACUCGGACAGGUGCUAUGGGGGAAAAAAGAUCUAUUCUCUAACUCACAGUAUAAGACGAAACUGCGAAUUCCUUAAAGCUCUAUCUAGCCAAACUGCUUACGACCGUGUAUAUAUUUAAUUUCAGGUAAGGAAAACAAAUAUGUGUAGCGAUCUCUAUUUGCUGGACAUUUUUAUUAAUCUCAUUUAUUAUUAUUGUUAUAAUUAUUAUAAUUAUUAUAAUUAUUUUAUCCCCUAUCCCCACUUGCUGCCCCCAGCCCAGUUUCGUUUUCGUUGCUUUUAUCUUUUGAAUGUUUUUGCUUCUCUGGGUACCUCCCGUCCCCCAACGCUGGCCCUGGUUUCUCUGGGACUUUUCUUUGUGUGCGUGUGAGUGUGUCUCCUUGUGUGUCUGCCCUUCACCUCUCCUCUACCCACCCAGGAUUCUUUCACUGGUCUUGUCUGUCCUCCUAAACCCAUUUCCUUUU
Alexandromys fortis (reed vole) is the source of this 1916-nucleotide messenger RNA. RefSeq names its product engrailed homeobox 1 (gene En1). Bases 1 to 1236 code for a protein of 411 amino acids. The transcript has 2 exons. NCBI's taxonomy places the organism in Eukaryota, Metazoa, Chordata, Mammalia, Rodentia, Cricetidae. Gene Ontology annotation, molecular function: RNA polymerase II cis-regulatory region sequence-specific DNA binding; DNA-binding transcription factor activity, RNA polymerase II-specific. Gene Ontology annotation, biological process: multicellular organism development; neuron differentiation; regulation of transcription by RNA polymerase II. Gene Ontology annotation, cellular component: nucleus. The record is from RefSeq and is a predicted model, not a curated record.